GCCCUUUAUCCGCAAUUAGUCCUUUGCGAGAAACAAUAGUGAGCUCCUUAAAAAUUAACAAACCCACUACAGCCUCAUCGGACAUAUGCACAACCGUCGACGACCCCCUACUGGAACGGACAGCGGCCACCGGAGGGAACGCCGACAUAGGCAAUAACGUGGGUAUUCCCAGGGAAAUAAAACUCCGAGGAUGGAACGCCGAUAGUGACAAACACAGAGCUCGAUUAAUAUUUUACCUAUUGGUCGGCGCCAAUGCAGUCAAAAUCCCGCUUUAAAACUUAAAAGCUUACGAUUUUACCUUUUUAGGUCACCAAAACGUUUCUACGUAUAAUCAUUAUUUUCCUUUACAAAUGUAGUCAAAAUAUACGUUUUAAAACUUAAAAGCUUACCGUUUUACGCUUCUAGGUCACCCAACUGCUUUUAGGUAGAAUCGCGCUUUUGACUACAUUGGUCGGCGCCCUCUGAUCAACGGUAGUCCUUUUGAGAAAUUUGCUCGCCAAUCCCCUGUUAUUGAGAAGCACCGCCAGGAAUACUGAUCAGUAGAGGAGGGCGAGGUUAAGCCAGCAGUAUAUGGGCAUACAGUAAAAUAAUCAGAAACUGACUUAUUCAGGCCUAAUCUGUUGCUGCUACCGGGUAAAACACCGUUGCUGAUGAUCUCGGCCUCUCCCGCACUAGUCACCACGUAAUUUGAGACCCACCCCUGAUUACCUGCACGACUAGGAGCAAAGACGCUCAUUAUCAGCAUCGGUCUCCUAUUAGACUUAGUUAAAUUCGACUGAAGAUAUGUAGAUAGCAUACAUCUCUUACCUGUUUUUAGUUUGGAAGGCCAAUGCUCAGCUGCUCCGCCCAAUUCUCUGCGAUGAUAUCCUAUGAGAAUAGUUGUGAGGGAGCAUCAGGUUUUAUAUAUCAUAGAGUCCCACAACAAGGGAUUCUGGCACGACCCGGAACGGAUAAUCCCGUAUCAAGGAAAUCCCCAGGGAGCGGCUUCCCCUGUUGCCGCCGAAAAAACAAGGACGUAUCCCCUGUGAUCUCAGAUUUGUGCAAUUGGAGAGAGAAAUGGAGUAUCCCUUCCGUCCUCAUCCUGGAUUCCUCCAUCAACGUCGUCCCCCAUGCUAGGCGGCGGCUGGCCGACCACCCAUCUCGAGAGGAUUCGUCAAAAUUCUCGGUCGGACUGUCGUCUGCCCUGUUUCUGGCGCCCUUGAAUCUGGCUGGGGGUGAUCUGACGGAUGAACCGCCUUUAGGGAAAUCCCACACCUAGGGAUUUGAAGCAUCAAUCAUUAAAACUUUUCGCCUGCCCAUAUAAUCUGGAAAGGAUAGUAGUCCAUUCCCAAUCCUCUGCCUUCCUCUCCGGCAAUUUCGGUCGGAUUAGCAACGACGGGCGAGUUUUUCUAGUAGCACGUCUACUGUCUGACUCCCAACAAGAUGUAGCGGUCAAGUCUAUCUCCUGACCCGCGGUCUCCAUGUUCAUCUCCUUCGAUAGGGGUAUGAUGAAUCACUAGCCUACCUCAUUCUCUAUUUUGCAUCUUUUCAGCGAGAAACCCCUGCUCUUUUCCACCCCCAAAUGUUCACAAAGAGCCUCAACGGAAUCAAAACUCCACAUCUGCACCCCGACAGAUCGUUUUUGUUUUCGAUUACUCCUCAGGGGUUGUUGAGGGAGCACAUCAAUGGGCGACGACAGAAAGUCAGAGUCGGGAUUCCAAACCAAAAUAACGCCCUUUGCCCAUCUCCACCACGUCAAGGAAUGCCAGCCGGGAAAGAAAUCCUCCACACAGUCGCCGAUGAUUUUUCCGGCUAGGAGUAUGGUACUCUUCCAACAAAACUAAAAGCCCCGCCAGAGAGUCCAAAGGAGCUCCCUAAAGAGCAUUUUUUUAUUCAAGAAAUUGAAGUUGAUGAC
This is a messenger RNA of Linum trigynum, 1894 nucleotides long. Lineage: Eukaryota; Viridiplantae; Streptophyta; Magnoliopsida; Malpighiales; Linaceae. The record is from the annotation of a GenBank genome assembly.